AUGGUUCUGCUGCGAUGGGUUGCGAGGUCUUCCCCCUCUCCCACCUCACGGUCUCCAACUAGCCAGUCUCAACGACGCAUACUACCCCGUCCACGCGUAGGCAUCUUCAAUAGACGAACGUCCCGCACGGUCGCUACGGACACUCCCUCGAACCCGCCCUCUUUCACUCAAGACUGUACCAACCUCCAGAUCGUGAAUAAGCGACUUGCACGACUUGAAAAAGACCUCGAAUGUCUGGAGAAUGCUGUCUUGAGACAGGCACUAUCGCUGGAAGAUAUUAUCGAAGAACGACGCCGAUAUAUCCAGUUGCCCUUGUAUACAGGGAACCUGAGUAGACAUCCGGACCACCUUUGGUUGGCAAAAUCUUGCCUAUGUCUGGCCGCCUGUUUGGCACUUUGUGCAGAGGUUUUUAAGUAUGUGCUGUAG
Fusarium poae is the source of this 426-nucleotide messenger RNA. RefSeq lists its product as uncharacterized. Bases 1 to 426 code for a protein of 141 amino acids. NCBI's taxonomy places the organism in Eukaryota, Fungi, Ascomycota, Sordariomycetes, Hypocreales, Nectriaceae. The record is from RefSeq and is a predicted model, not a curated record. The transcript has a single exon.